GUUUUGUGUACGAAGCCCACUGGCGAGGUGCUGCUCAGCCGGGAUGGAGGCCGCCUCCUGGGGGCGCUACACUUAGAGCAUCCCGUAGCCAGGUACCCGCGUCCCACACUGUGGCCCAUAGCCGGCACCCUAGGCAAUCUCCUUGAACCUCUUGUCCCAUCCUGAGGCUGAGUACCUGGAAAAACUGACCUCGGGUGACACCGGUGUGCGUGCGUCCCUAGAGCCCCGCCCAAGGGAACGCUCCUGGACCCCAAAUCUUAUUAACUUCUAAGAACACUUUUCACCCCACCCGACCCUAGGAUCUUGGAGUAGAACAAAGGAACUUGAAAAAGCUAAAAGAUGAUAGUGGCCUGUGUUUCCAGUCAUCUCAAAAAAACAGGAGAUGGUGCUAAAACAUUUAUUAUCUUUCUUUGCCAUUUGCUGAGAGGACUUCAUGCAAUCACAGACAGAGAAAAGGAUUCUUUGAUUUGUGAAAAUAUUCAAACCCAUGGAAGGCAUUGGAAAAAUUGCUGUCAGUGGAAAUUUAUUUCCCAACGUCUUCUAGUGUUUCAGACACAAACAUUAGACUGUAUUAUGGACCAGUACUUAAGUAGACACUUUUUGUCUAUCUUUUCUUCUGCUAAAGAGAGAACAUUGUCAAGAAGUUCUUUAGAAUCACUCUUAGAAGCAUACUUUUGUGGAAGAGUGGGAAGAAAUAAUCAGAAAUUUAUUUCGCAAUUGAUGUGUGACUAUUUUUUCAAGUGUAUGACUUGUGAAAGUGGGAUUGAUGUGUUUGAGUUAGUGGAUGACUAUUUUGUGGAGCUGAAUGUUGGUGUCACUGGUCUUCCUGUUUCAGAUUCCAGGAUUGUAGCUGGGCUUGUGCUGCACAGAGAUUUUUCUGUGUACUGCCCAGCAGAUGGUGACAUAAGAAUAGUGAUGGUGACAGAAACCAUUCAGCCUCCUUUUUCGACUUCUGGAUCAGAGUUUAUUCUAAAUUCAGAAGCACAAUUUCAAACAUCUCAAUUUUGGAUUAUGGAAAGGACAAAAGCAAUAAUGAAACAUUUGCAUAGUCAGAAUGUAAAAUUGCUCCUAUCUAGUGUGAAACAACCAGAUUUAGUUAUUUAUUAUGCAGGACUGAAUGGCAUAUCAGUGGUGGAGUGCUUAUCAUCAUCAGAAGUUUCUGUUAUCCAGAGGAUCAUUGGUCUUUCUCCACUUGUACUACCACAGGACUUUUCACAGUGUGAAAUCUCUAGCACUGCUUUGGUGAAAUUUUGUAAACCCCUCAUCCUGAGAUCCAAAAGUUAUGUUCAUCUUGGCUUGGCUAGCACACGUACGUUUAUACCACACUGUAUAGUUCUUUGUGGACCAGUGCAAGGGCUUAUUGAACAACAUGAGGGUGCUUUACAUGGAGCAUUUAAAAUGCUUCGGCAGUUAUUUAAAGAUCUUGAUCUAAAUUACAUGACAGAAGCCAAGGACCAAAGUGACACUUCAAGUCCUCUUAUUUCUAUGAAUAGUAGAGAAAGUAACCAGUUACCAGAAAUUGGUAAUGGCUCACUACAAAGUCCCUGUCAGGACACAGCUGUAAAGAACAAAGAUAAAUGGGAAAAAACUCAAACAUAUUUAAAAGUAAAUUCAAAUUUAGUAGUUUCGAAUGUAGAAUUAGAAACAUAUAUUCCAUGUUCAACAGCAAAACUGACACCAACAGGUACAUUCCAAACAGAUGAAACAGUUAGAUGUUUAUCUUUGGGAAAACACACAAUAAUUGACAACUGUGAACCAUUAAUUGAGAGUAAUUCCACUGUUAAUUCAACGACAGAAAACACUAUGAUAGAAAUUUCUUAUGAAAAUUUAGAGGUCACAAAAAUUGCUGGAAAGGGGAGCAUGUUACCAGUGAGAUGUAAGUUACUGGACAUGUGUACUUCCCGGAGUUACUGUUCCUCAUCUAUGCCAGCAGGUUGUGUUUUGCCAGUAGGGGGUAAUUUUGAAAUCUUGUUACAUUACUAUCUUCUCAGUUAUGCCAAAAAAUGCCAGCAAUCAGAAGAAAGCAUGAUUAGUAUGAUAGUAGCUAAUGCACUUUUAGGCAUUCCCAAAAUUCUUUAUAAAUCUAAGAAAGGAAACUACAGCUUUCCACAAGUAUAUAUAAGAGCUCUCCAUGCACUGCAAACCAAUCAACCCUUAGUAAGCAGUCAGACAGGUUUGGAAUCAGUAGCUGGUAAAUACCAGCUACUAACAUCAGUUCUUCAGUGUUUGUCAAAAAUAUUAAGCAUUGAUUUGGUAAUCAAUGUUAAGAGACAACCUCAGAAAGUUUAUGAUCAAGAUUCAGAAGAUGAACUAACAUCAGAAGGUUUUUGUUAAUCAACCUUUUAUUUUUUUGAGACAGAGUCUUGCUCUGUGUUAGUCUGUGUAGGUUUAGGGGGGGACAUUUCUUUAUAGUUCCUUUUUACGCUUCUAUAUCUUUUUGCUCCAUCUCGCCUUUUUCACCUUUAUAUAUUUAGUUCAUGGAAUCAUUUAAUCUCAGGCUUGAAUGGGGUCUUCAAAUGUCAUCUUAUUUUAGUUGUUUAUAAUAUAAAUGUUAAUUUGUUUUAUUUAAAAUUUUUUCCCACUCAAUUUGUAAAGCAAUGAGUAAAAAUCUCAAAAUUUUUUUCAAAAAAGAUACAAAUUAAAUUAGUUUUUACUUUUAUGUGGCCUUUGGUUUAUUUCUAUUUUAUUUGGAAAAACUUGGAUAGAUUUUCACCAUCCAUAUACCAUUGAAUAUAUGUUACCAGAAAUAUGACUGUGCGUCAUGAACUCAUUUUCAUCUUUGUAGUUAAAAGUUAAUACCAGAAACAAUAUGAAAUUCAUACUUCAAUUUUCUCCUGGUCCCUAAAAGCUUGUAAAGAUAUUUUAUGUGUUUUAUAGUUUUUCAUGUAUUUGGUGCAUAGCCAGAAUUCCAUAGUAACAAAUUUCACAAUUCUUAUUUCUAAUGUGAAUUUACAAAUGUUCUUAUUUUAUUGUAAAAGCUUACAAAUGCAAAUAAUAUGCGCUUCUAGCCAUGUAUAAGAACAGCGUCUUCUACUUUAGCAGUUCUCUGUAACACCCAAAACAGUGCUGUUUACCAAGUACUCAGAAUUGCUUGUUGAAUAAAACAAGUGUUAUCUUUAAUCUGUUCCUCUAAAUACAUGCUUCUAAUCUACUUAUUCAACAAAUUCUCAUUUAGUUGGGUUGGGACUGAAUUUAGGAAAACUGAAGAAAAAAACUUUAGUUACAGUUGAAUAAGUAGUGACUAGUAAUGUAUUUGAAAAAACUUAACAUUAAGUAUAGUUUUGCUUUUAAAGAUUUAUGCUGUGAUACAUUAUUUUAUUUCU
Messenger RNA from Lemur catta (Ring-tailed lemur), 3323 nucleotides. It is a transcript of the gene BBS10, whose product is annotated as Bardet-Biedl syndrome 10. The transcript is spliced from 2 exons. The record is from RefSeq and is a predicted model, not a curated record. Gene Ontology annotation, molecular function: ATP binding. NCBI's taxonomy places the organism in Eukaryota, Metazoa, Chordata, Mammalia, Primates, Lemuridae. Gene Ontology annotation, biological process: chaperone-mediated protein complex assembly. Bases 340 to 2334 code for a protein of 664 amino acids.